CGGAGCUCCGGUGACGUUUUCCGGUGAGGAUAAGUGUCGGUUGUGGGUAAAAAUAAGAUGUUCAAGUCGGCGAGAUGGAGAAGCGACAAGAACAAGAUCAAAGCUGUGUUCAAAUUGCAGUUUCAUGCAACUCAGGUGCCAAGGUUGGGUGUGGAGGCAUUGAUGUUAUCUGUGGUUCCUGGCGAUGUGGGAAAGCCAACUGUGAAACUAGAUAAAGCUGUGGUUCGAGAUGGGAGCUGUAGAUGGGAAAAUCCAGUUCAUGAAACUGUUAAAUUUGACAGGGAACCGAGAACCGGGAAGAUCAAGGAGAGACUCUAUUAUUUUGUUCUCUCAACUGGAUCUUCUAAAGCUAGUGUUCUUGGAGAGGUUUCUGUUGAUUUUGCUGAGUAUUCUGAGGCUACUAAAGCGUCUUCUGUGUCUCUUCCUCUUAAGAAUUCAAGUACUGUAUUGCAUGUUUCGAUUCAAAAGUUACAGGCAAAUGCUGAUCAGAGAGAGGUAGAAGACUGUGAAGAUGCCAAAGUUAAAUCUCAGGAUAAUAGCUUGAAAAGACACUUGAGCAAUAAUGGUGCAGAUGAGAGCGUUUUGGUUGAUGAGCCAAUCAAUAGGACCACUCAAAAUGCUGACUGCAUCCGCAGGGCCUCUAUUGGAUCAGACAUUACAUUGUCAAGUUCCGACAGCAGCUCUGGACUCGAUACUUCUCGAGAGCUUGUACUGAGAAACAUUAACAAUUGUCAUGACCCUUCCAUCUAUCUAUCAUCACCAAAUCAUCCCUCAAUCCCACAAAGACCUGGUGUCUAUGCCUCGACAACUAAUGAGCAACAGCAAUCACAGUGGGAGUGGUCUGCAGAUUCUGAACAUGGAGUAAGUACUGAUGGUUCAACAAAGAGUUCUCAGGACAUUCUUCUGAGAGAAAGGUCUUUACAGUCUUCAGGCGACGAAAUUGAUAAGCUAAAGGCUGAGCUUGUUGUUUUAGCUAGACAGGCAGACAUGUCGGAGUUAGAGUUACAAACAUUAAGGAAGCAGAUAGUGAAAGAGAGCAAAAGGGGGCAUGAUCUUUCGAGAGAAGUCGUUAGCUUGAAAGAGGAACGAGAUGCUUUCAAGGCUGAAUGUGAGAAGCUAAAAGCAUUUCAGUAUCGGAUGGAUGACACAAAAACCAAAAACAGGUUCCAGUUAGAAGGUGGGGAUCUCCGGGCUCUUGUUGAUGAAAUCAGACAAGAACUCAGCUGUGAGAAGGACCUGAACAUCAAUCUUCGGUUACAGCUCCAGAAGACGCAAGAGUCUAAUGCUGAGUUGAUUCUUGCUGUACGUGAUCUGGAGGAAAUAUUGGAGCAGAAGAAUGGAGAAGCUGCCAAUUCCAACAGAUUGGAAUCCACAAAUGAUGCUGCAGGUUUGAGAGCAACCAACUCAAAUGAUGCAGAAAAUGAGGAUGAGGAGCAGAAGGAACUGGAGGGUCUUGUUAAGCAGCACAGCCAUGCCAAGGAUACACACUUGAUGGAGAAACAGAUCACAGACCUCUAUACUGAGUUAGACAUCUAUAAGAGAGACAAAGAUGAACUUGAAAUACAAAUGGAGCAGCUUGCUCUUGACUAUGAGAUAUUGAAACAGGAAAACCAUGAUAUUUCAUAUAAGCUAGAGCAGAGCACACUGCAAGAACAACUGAAGAUGCAGUAUGAAUGUUCAUCUCCCACUGCUAGCGUAAAUGAGCUUCAUUACCAAAUUGAGGAUCUGGAAACAGAAUUGAAGAAGCAGGGCGAAGAGUUUUCAAAUUCGUUGGCGACCAUAAAUGAACUUCAAUCUCACAUCAAAAGCAUGGAGGAAGAACUAGAGAAGCAGGCACAAGGAUUUGAAGCUGAUUUAGAAACUGUAACAUGUGCUAAAGUUGAGCAGGAGCAAAGAGCCAUCCGAGCAGAGGAGUCACUGCGGAAGACAAGAUUGAAAAAUGCAAAUACAGCUGAGAGACUUCAGGAAGAGUUUAGACGACUUUCUUCACAAAUGGCCUCCACAUUUGAUGCGAAUGAGAAGGUAGCAAUGAAAGCAAUGGCAGAAGCGAGUGAAUUGAGUGCACAGAAGAGUCACCUUGAAGACAUGCUCAAGAAAACUAAGGAAGAGCUCCAGGAAAAUAGGGAGGAGUAUGAGACAAAAUUGCAGAAGCUUUCCAACGAACUGGUUGAGAAAACCGAAGAAAUGGAAUCAAUGUUAUUGGAAAUCCAGAAUAAGUCCGCACAGCUUAAAGAUCAGCAGAAGCAACAUGGAGAUUUCUCUGAGGUGAUCUUACAGCUAAAAGCUGAGAUUGAAAGGCUUACAAGAGAGAAAAAUAGUCUUUCAGAGAAAGUAGAGCAAAACAACAAUUUGAGUGCUGAAUUGGAGAAAAUGAAGAAGUCAAUGGAGGAAACUGAGAUGUUUAUUCAAAAAGGAAAUGUGGAAAGGAAUGAGUUGGUAAGUACAAUUGAUAUGCUGAAGAAGGAAGCAGAGAAGUCACUGGAGAAGUUUACUAAGAUGAAGUAUCUCAUGGAUGAAAAAGAGGCAACCAUUCGACACCUACAGUUGGAAUCUGACGAGCUGAAAGCACAGUGUUAUGACUUGAAACGUACUCUGUCUAUGGACGAGGUAGAGAAAGGGAGUCUUAGAAGGCAGGUAUCUGAGCUUAAGGCCGACCUAAAGAAGAAGGAGGAUGCACUCACUACUAUUGAAAAGAAGCUCAUCGAUAGCCACGGACGAUCAAUAGUUUCUGAUGGAGCUAAACAUAAUCUGAGAAACAAUAAGUCUCUUCCUGUUCCUCAUGCUGCCAAAGAAGUUGCUAGUUUGAGGGAGAGAAUAAAACUGCUGGAGGGAAAAAUAAGGUUAAAGGAAGCUGCUUUGGAAAGCUCGACUGCUUCCUUUCUGGCAAAGGAAAAGGAUCUUCAGAAUGUAAUCGAAGAGUUAGAAAACAGGGUGGAAGAAACUAAUCAGAACAGUGCUUUAGAACAGAAUAUUACUUCAAAAGAUAAUAUGCUUGAAGAAGUGCGGCUGGCGUCUGAUAACUUAUCAACUGAAUUGGCAUCACUAAAGGAGAGAAACAUGUCAAUGAAAAGUGAACUAAAAGAGAUGCAGGAGAGAUAUUCAGAAAUAAGUCUGAAAUUUGCAGAGGUAGAAGGUGAAAGACAACAGCUUGUAAUGACUGUACGCAACCUCAAAAAUUCGAAGAGGAGCUAGUAAGUACUAUUUUCUACACUGGAACCUUGUUACCUUGUAUAGUUUAAACAACUGGCGUAUGCCCACAAGAUUAUUCAAGAAAUGAGUUUAUCACUCCAAUAAAUAUGUACACAGGUCAUAUAGUUUUUGUUUUGUUUUUAAUCUGCCUGCCUCAUUGGCCUAAUUCAAUCUUCUAGCUAGCUUGCAUUUCCAGUGUAAUACAGGUGAUUCGGUCUUUGUCAAUGUUUUUUUUUUCUUCCUGUAGUCUUAUAGAGCUUGUCAAUAUGUGUAUUAUGUGACAAUCAUAGCAUCAAUAUAU
This is a messenger RNA of Argentina anserina (silverweed cinquefoil), 3490 nucleotides long. RefSeq lists its product as uncharacterized. The record is from RefSeq and is a predicted model, not a curated record. The transcript has 8 exons. Lineage: Eukaryota; Viridiplantae; Streptophyta; Magnoliopsida; Rosales; Rosaceae. The coding region runs from base 58 to 3192 and encodes 1044 amino acids.